GGUUUUAUUUUCAGGCGCACACAGCACUCACAUGGCUGUAUUUUAUGUAGAUCCUGAGUGGUGUUGUGUGUCUUACAUUAUUAUUAGGCAUAUACAACAUAUUGUAUUGACUUCAGCUGGAUGCAUGCGUUACUGCUUUUGACAAACAUUAAGCGAAUAGUUCAGGAAACAUGCGAAAUUCUGUCACCCGCUAUUUAAUCUUUUUCCAGUAUACAGGGACCAAAUACUGUGGCGUGAUGAAAAUACCAGCAGAUCGAGCAGUACAGGGAGUUGGGAAUCAUUUAGAGAGUGCAGUGGGGAAACUCAAGCCGGUGAAUAAGUUUUCAGUGGUCAUCUCCAGCAGAACGGACUCUGGUGUGCAUGCUUUGUGUAACUCGGCACAUGUGGAUAUCCAGCGGAGUGGAGACAAGCCCCCGCUGCCCGAGCAUGUCCUGGUCGAUGCCUUAAACUUCCACUUGAAAGAAGAAGCUAUAAGAAUCACCAGGGCUUACCGUGUCCACAGUGACUUCCACGCACGCCACAGGGCCGUCUCGCGCACAUACGUAUACCGCUUUGCUAUGGGUCUCAGAUAUGCCACAGAAAUGACAGUAAUGGAGAACGACCUAUGCUGGGCGAUACAAAACAAGACUCUCGAUAUCAACGCAAUGCAAGAGGCUGCAUCACUGCUGUUAGGAACCCACGACUUCAGCACCUUCCGUGCCUCGAGCGCAGAUAUGCACUUGAAGAACCCAGUGAAGACCCUAGAUCAGAUCCAGCUGGAACCUGGGGUCUCGUUCAGCCAGAGACACUUUUACAGAGAUGUUCGCUUCUGGGAGCUCACUUUUAAAAGUAGGUCUUUUUUAUACAAACAAGUGCGGAGGAUGACCGGGGCGCUGGUCGCCGUCGGUCACGGUAGACUAUCUGUUAGUCAGAUGCAGGAGCUGCUAGAAGCGCGAGAUUCGCGGGCCUUCCCGACAACCAUGACCGCCCCAGCCCACGGCCUGUUUCUGACCCGCGUACAGUACAGCGACACAGAUCUUGGGACUUGUGUGCUGGAUGAACAGUUAUUUAAAUAAUUUUUUCACAAUUAAAGAGACACAUUUUUAUCUCCUG
Molecule: messenger RNA, 1092 nt
Organism: Puntigrus tetrazona (Sumatra barb)
Lineage: Eukaryota; Metazoa; Chordata; Actinopteri; Cypriniformes; Cyprinidae
Gene: pusl1
Product: pseudouridine synthase like 1
Exons: 8
Coding region: 171-1055 (294 amino acids)
Biological process (GO): tRNA pseudouridine synthesis
Molecular function (GO): pseudouridine synthase activity; RNA binding
Source: RefSeq, a predicted model, not a curated record